AUGGAGCUCUACUCUCUCUCGUUCCUUACCAUGCUCUCCCUCAUAAUAGCCGCCCCCGCCCUCCCCGCCCCCGCCGCCGAGGAUAACAUGUCACCCCUCGACUACUGGAAGUCGAAGCUUCCAUACAACACCACCGCCGCACUUUCCGACCUCCUAUACGGCCCAACCUCAGAUUGGCUGGAUAAUAUCACCAUCCGGUACGCCCAGUACUCAAAAUACAAUCCCAAAUCCGGCCACCCUCACGACAUUAAGACUGCAGCAACCGCCUUCUUCUUCUUGGAGGAUGAUCUGCGCCAUGCUGUUGGCCGGACAUUCCGUCUCAAGUUUGGUAAAUCUACCGCCGGAGCCAAGUUCUUACCCCGACGCAUCGCCGACGGGAUUCCCUUCUCGGCACCACACGUUCUGAAUCUGUUCAACAUGGAUCCGAGAUCCGACCCCGCCAGGGAGAUCAACACCACCAUAAACGACUGUCGGGAUCCACGGCCGGUCAAGGGGGAGAAGAUACAGUGCGUCACCUCGCUCGAAGGCAUGAUUGAUUUUACAACAUCUCAACUCGGGAAACAUGUCACCGCAGUCUGGACGAACGGUACCAGCAUCGGUUCGGUCAAGGAGUUCAAGGUCUCCGGGGUUAAGAGUGUACUGUCGGGUUCGAGCGGUGGUGGAAGGAAGAUACUCGUCGUAUGCCACAGAAGAUAUUUUCCUUAUGGUGUGUUCCAAUGUCACAGGAUUCUUGACACCGUGGCUUACGAGGUGACUCUGGAGGACGAGCCGGCCGGAGGAGUAAAUGGAACGCGGGUGGAUGCCGUAGCUACGUGUCACCGGGACACAUCCGGCUGGAAUCCAAGCUACGUGGCGUUUCAGAGCCUCAGGAACGAGAAGCCUGGUGGAAACCCCAUAUGUCACUUCCUACGUUUCGGUGAUAUUGCAUGGAUGCCUACAGUCUGA
Messenger RNA from Striga hermonthica, 945 nucleotides. Lineage: Eukaryota; Viridiplantae; Streptophyta; Magnoliopsida; Lamiales; Orobanchaceae. The record is from the annotation of a GenBank genome assembly.